Molecule: messenger RNA, 2208 nt
Organism: Sitodiplosis mosellana (orange wheat blossom midge)
Lineage: Eukaryota; Metazoa; Arthropoda; Insecta; Diptera; Cecidomyiidae
Product: BRCA1-associated protein
Exons: 5
Coding region: 353-1987 (544 amino acids)
Biological process (GO): protein ubiquitination; Ras protein signal transduction
Cellular component (GO): cytoplasm
Molecular function (GO): ubiquitin protein ligase activity; zinc ion binding
Source: RefSeq, a predicted model, not a curated record
AUAACCAAAUCAAAACAAUGUACAAAGACGACGCAAAAACGUCACUUGCUCAAUUUCACACUGGCGAAAAAUUGUCCGUGAAUUUUACUGCACAAAUGUUAGGCAACCAAAAAAAAGGCACCCAAUCCAUUACAUAGAUGAAUUGUGUAUGAAAAACAAAAGUGACUAAUUAAAUAAACAAAAUUUUUAAGUUGUGUAUGGAAAACAGUGCCCGGUUUUCCAUUCGUAACUCAAUUCGUACGCACAUACAAAGCACAUGUAUGUAAGGCACAAAGAUAGAAAACAAAUAAGUGUACCAAACAAGUAACAAACACACAAAGAAAACGCGAAACGGUAAAUUAUUACGUUUCAAAUGUCCAUUUUGGUUUCGUUGUGUCACAUUAAAUUCGAAAUCGAUUUGUCGACGGCCAUGGACGGCACAAAGAAUAGUAAAGGAGCGGCUGCAGUUUGUGUGCGACAAAAUCCACACAACGAUCAGCGUCAACCGCGCAAAAUUACGGUGGAAAAUUUUACAAACAAACAAAAUGACGGCGAUGCUAAAGAUGGAAAAGGUAUUUUACCGUCCGGAUCACGUGAAACAACACCAAUGACUGAUGACACCGCAAAAACCACCAUCGAUGAAAAAGGCUUUUUCUACGGCAAUCCAUUCGUUGAAGUCACUAAAGGCAUCAUGCAUAUUUAUAAGAAAAAUGAACGCACUGAAAUCACCGACGAUGUAUCGAAAAUGCUGUGUUUAUUGGCCGUUCCAGCUACACUCAAUUGCCAUGAUAUUCUGAACUUCGUUGCACCGUGUCAUUCGACCAUUCAACACAUUCGCAUCAUUCGUGACGGAACACCAAAUCAAUUCAUGGUUUUACUUGAAUUCCGUUCGACCGAAUCGGCUGUGGAAUUCUACAAAACGUUCAACGGUAUCCCGUACAACUCACUAGAGCCCGAUUCAAUGUGCCACGCAGUCUGGGUAUCGAAUGUGGUUUGGGGUGAGGAUGGUUUGCCACCGUUUGGUCACACAGAGCUGCCUACAUGUCCGGUUUGCCUCGAGCGAAUGGAUGAAAGUGUCGAUGGUGUUCUCACAAUCCUAUGCAAUCAUGCGUUCCACUCCAACUGCUUAAUCAAAUGGGGUGAUUCCACAUGUCCUGUGUGUCGUUGUGUGCAAACACCGGAGUUGGCCGAGAGUUCGGUCUGUAUGGAAUGUGAAGGUAUUGAAGCUCUCUGGAUUUGUUUAAUUUGCGGUCAUGUUGGUUGUGGUCGAUACCAAGGUGGUCAUGCCGCCUCGCAUUACAAAGCCACCAAUCACACUUACGCACUGCAAUUGGGUACAAAUCGCGUUUGGGAUUAUGCUGGUGAUAAUUUUGUACAUCGUUUGCUGCAGAGCAAAGGCGACGGUAAAUUGGUGGCACACACACAAAGUCCAACCGCUGAAAGUGCCGAUAGCGAUGAAAAAAUCGAUUCACUUCAACUCGAAUUCACAUACGCCUUAACAUCUCAACUACAAAAACAGCGCGAAUACUACGAAGAGAAGCUGGCCCGACUGGAGAGCAAAAUUGACUCCGAUUCAAAGCAAUUUCAAGUGAAAAUCGAUACGAUCAUCACCGAUUUUACCGAUUUGGACAUGAAGUACACAACGUUACGCAAGGAGAAGACAAAUGUUGAGAGGAAAUUGGCACAAUUGAACUCAAAGUUAACCAACUGCCAAAAAGAGCUAAACGACGAACGAGAAAUGAUAAAAGCCCUGCGAUCAAAUCAAAGUGGUUGGGAAACAAAGUGUUCACAACUGGACGAAAAGUUUAAAAAGUACCAAACGGAAAAAGAGGCGGAAAUUAUCGACUUGAAGGAUGAAAUCCGUGAUCUCAUGUUUUAUAUGGAGGCUCAAAAUGUUGUUGCCAAUUCAAAGUUGAAAGAUGAAAUCGACGACACUUCGAUCAUCAUUUCACCACCGUCCACAUCUGGUGCAUCUGGUUCGAAAAAGGGACGACAGAAGAAGAAGUAAUCCAAACAGCUCGUCCAAAAUUAGCUUUACAACAUUCAUUGUGAUCAUUUUCCCCUGCUUUUGAAGUCAGCCAACAAAUAUUUAUUGCUUAAUUGGUUGUUUUGUUUAUUCUCAUGAAAAAUUAUUUACACGGAAAAUCGAUAGAAAAAUAAAUUCUCAUUAAAAAUUGUUCAAUUGUAAUCAGCUGGAGUUGAAUAAAGUAUACAAUACACUCAAACACA